UCAUCAUAAUUUAUUGUUAAUUCUUUCAAUUUUGCAUAAUAAAAAAUUUUUUUCCUUACAUUUUUUUUCUUUAAAAUUUAAUUGACUGAUAAUGAUAAUGGUGAUUAAUGACUGAAUAAUGAAGACUUCGGAAGAUAAAGGCAAAGAUAUAGUUAAUAUAUUACUUGAACAAUUAUCAUCAAAUUCGACGGCACGUUCGAUUGUUGAACCACCACAGAUCGAAGGAUCAACAUUUGAUGAUUGGCUUUAUUUUUUCAUACAAAAUGCAUUCAUUUUCUUUGUAUGGAUUUUAUCCAUGGUUUGGGUGUGCUAUGUUGUUUUCUACAAUUCUCGUCUUACCGGAUUUAUUAUCACUAAAAUAGUCAAUUAUUUAUUUAUUAAAAAUGGUUAUUUUAAAAUUGGUUCAUUUUCGUUUGCUGCCAUUUCGGGUAAGAUCAUGUUUCGUGAUCUUAUUUAUAUCAAUGAUGAUUAUUCGAUUCGUAUUCAGGAUGGAUGGAUGGUAUUCUGUUAUUGGAUACCGUAUGAAUAUCGUGAUGCAAAAACUGAAGAUUUAUCCAAUUCUGAUGUACGUUUGUUAAUUUAUCUGGAUGGACUUAAAGUUCAUCUAUACAAUCAGACUGAACGUUAUUCUGAUCUGGAAAAAUUAUUUAAUUUACCAUUGAAAAAAUUUUUCGAAACCGAAUCGACCAAAGAACAAGUGGAUGAUUCUGCUACGAAAAAAAAUGAAAAAGAAACAAGAGAAAAAAUACUAAAAAGUAUGAAUCAAACUCGAAACGAACUGAAACAAUCAAUAUGGCGUGAUCUAAUACCUAUGAUCAAAAUUGAAAUAUCAUCGGGUAGAUUUAUUUUCGGUAAUCAUUUGAUACCAAGUACGUUGUCCAUUUCAUUUGAAGAUUCACAAUUUCAUUAUACUAGUCAACCGGCUGCAUCACAAUAUGAUCUUUUAACACAUAUUCUUAAAGGUAAAGCAGAAAAUCUACAAGUAAUGCUUAUACCAAGUGUAAAAUAUAAUGGUUCAAUAACGGAUGAACCACCAAGAAUUAUGGGUGAUGGUUUUAAUGUAUUUCGUACGAAUAAAAUUGAAAUCUAUUAUUAUCAAGAUGUACCGGGUUUUGUUACUCAACAGGAUCAGGAUAUCAAUGAAACAGAUAAUCCUGUUUGGGGUAUGGUUGUUAAAUGUGGAAAAGGAACAGAUUUUAGUUAUGGACCAUGGGCUGAUCGUCAACGUGGAUAUUUAUAUAGUUUUUUCUUUCCUUCCAAUUAUCAAUUAAUGACAGUGGAUGAAAAACCUAAAUUAGGUGAACGACGUCGUUUUGAAUCAUUUGAUAUUCGUCUUAGUACAUUACAUGAAGCAAAAAUUGAUAUUUUAUUUGCCAAGAAUAAUGAAACACAUGCAUUACAUAUUAAUGCAAUGCCUGGUUCAUAUUUGGAAGCAACUAUUCCAUGGAUUUGUAAUACAGAUGGUUAUAGUACACAUAUAUUGGGACAAAUUCUUCAUCUUGAUGCAACAACUAGUCUACAAUUUCGACCAUUAAUACAAAGUGAAACAUUUGAAUUUGAUGUUAAAAUUUUUUUUCCUCGUCUUUGGAAUGGUCAUCAAGAAUGGCUUUGUAAAAUAACUGCAUGCAAAGCAACUGUUAAUCUAAUAUUUGCACAUAAAAUAUUUAUUCAAGAUCUUAUCGAUGAUUGGAGUGAUAAAGAACGACCAGAUAUAUUGAAAUUUAUUCCAUAUACAUGGAAAAUAUCGAUUGUUAUUAAAGAUUUUGAACUAUUAGUUUUAGCUAAUCAAUAUAAUUGGAUUGAUUGUUCUACCGGAUUGAAUGAUGAAAAUUGUAAAAUUGCUAUUUGUGGUGAACAUUUUGAUUUAGCAUUUGAUUUACCGUUUGUUGAAUUUUUACCACCAAAAUUAAUGAUAAAAAUUUGGAUACAAGGUGAAUGUUUAGAAGGUGCUUUCUACCUUCCCGAAAGCAGUAUGAAUCGUGAUAUUAUUGAAUUAAUACAAAGAUUUUCAAAUAUUAAUGAUCGUAAUGAAUCCUGUUCUGAAUAUUUAGCUUAUUUUGGUCAUAAAAGAAAAUGGAAAAAUAUUGUUUCAUAUAGUAAUCAUUGGUAUGAUUGUAUAAAUGCACCGAUUGUUGCUAUCAGUAUAACUUAUGAUUUUUGGCCAAUGCCAAUACUUGCCAAUGAUUCUAAUGCAAAACAAACGACAAACAAUGAAAUUUCAAAUUCAAUCGAUAUUGAAACAACAAUACCAGCGCGAAAAGGAAAUAUUAAAUUUCAAGAUGAAAUUCAAGAUUUUGAUGUUACCAUUCUACCAUCGGAUGUUAUGACAAUUGAAUUGGAAAUUGGUCCAUCAAAUAUUGCUUUGUUUGGUGUUUUGUUUCGUUUUCUUUGGAAUAUUAAGGAAAAUUAUCUUGGUGAAUCACAAAUAUUCAGUGAAAUGGGUGUAAAUUUUUUCGAUGAUAAAUAUGUUACGAAAAAACGUAGUGGUGGUGGUGGUGGUGAUACGGUUACGGAAAAUAAGAAAGAUAAAUCAAUGGUUGAGGUUGAAAUUGAACCACGAAAAACAUUCGAUCCAAGAUUAUAUCGUCCAUUUGAAGUUAUCGUAUCGGUAACUUUGCAUGAAAUUCAUGGUCAUCUUGUUCAAUGUUUAUCCGAUCCAAAACAUUAUUCACCGUUAGUUUAUGUGGAAAAAUUAUGUUUUGAAUUACGAAAAACAUAUUUGGAAACAAAAUUACAAUUGAUUAUAUCACCGGCCGUUAUACAGGUUGCUGAUCGUAUCGAAAGAAUUGAUUUUCCUGAUUCACUUAAAGAAGGUUUUCUUACAUUAUCAUCAUUACAAUUUCGUGGUCAUGCAAUGUUUUCCGGUCUAGAUAGACCAUUACAAAGUGAAACACUGGAAUAUGCUUGGCUUGUUGAUGUUGAAGUUGGUGAAAUUGGUGGCCGUAUAACAAUGGAUCAAUUAAUGCAAAUUAUUGUGCCUUUGGAAACAUUUUUAUUUCAAAUAUUUCAAUUAGAUUUAGAUUUACAAUCACCGAAUCCAUUUUAUAAAUGUCUUCAUGAUCGUCAUCAAAAUGAAUGUCCGGAAUCGGAUUUAAUUGCCAACCGGUUAUGUCCAUAUCCCGAAGAUGUUAAAUAUCGAUUAGUACGUGUAGAUUUUGAUAAAAUUGAUUUAUUUCUAAUCGAAUCAAAUGUAACAAUAAAUCUAUCGAAUCCAUCGAUACGAUUAGCAACCUGUAAUCUUCAUGUUCGUAAUGAAUUUGAUGGUUUUACAUUACUUGUUUCAAAUUUAAUGAUUCGUCAAUUUGUAUCAUUAUUAUCGAUGAAAGAUCUAGGCCGAACACAUGAAUGGGCUGAAAUAAGUUCAAUAUCUACUGGUACGAUUUUUCUUGAUUCAGCUAUUAGAUCAUCUGAAAUUGAUAAUUAUACUAUUUCACAAUAUGAUUUUCUUCGUAAACAUGAUAAUAAAACAAAACGAUUAUGGUUUCUAUGGAACGAUCAAACAAAAUGUGGUUGUGUUGGUAAUUGUGCAUUUUUCGGUUGUAAUUUGGAUGGACAAAAUUUUUUCAAUAAAGAUCGACAAUCACCGAUGAAUAAAAAUCGUUCGUCUAAACAUUCUGCUCAAUGUUUAGGUCAAAAUUAUAAUGAAUGUAUGGGAAAAACAUUACAUAAUCAUCUUAUUAAUUUAAAUUAUGGUGAAAGUUUAUUACAUCCAGAAAAUUAUCUACUUGAUUUACAUUCACCAUUGAUUGAUGAAACAAAUAAAGCAUUAUCGAAUACAACAAAAUCAUCACAAUCUGGUAAUCGAUUAUCGACGACAACAACGGCAACUGAUACUAAUGAAAAAAUAUCGACAGGUAAAUGGUCAGCAAUAUCGAAUGAUCGAUUUUUUUCAGCUGAAGAUUUAUUUCUUUCCGGUACAACAUCAUUAUCAUCAUCAAGAAUUGAACGUUCAAUAUCGAAUAAUAAUGAUAAAUCUUUAUCAUCAUCAUCAUCACCAAAUUGGCAAUCACCAACUGAAAUGCUUUCACCAACAACACAAUAUAUUACAGCUCGUGAACAUUUUUCAUCAUCAUUAGAUUAUUCGAAUGGAACAUCACAACAAAAAUUAUCCAGUUUAUCAUCCGAUUCUCCAACACUUGUUUCGCCUACCAAUGUCGGAAAUGACCAAAUAACAUCUACCGCAACAACAACAACAACUACUACUACUUCAAGUACACCAUGUGUAUUGGAAGAUGAUCAAAAUUCAAUAACAUCAUUUAUGUCGGCCGUUAGUGAUCAUCAAUCAUUCGAUAUGGUUGAUCUAAGGAAUCAGUUGGAAAAACCAAUUAUUGAAUCACCAUUAUUAAUGUUAGCAUAUUCAACAUAUUUAUCAAUAUAUUCAUCUGAAUAUAUUGAUAUACCAUCACCAGUACAGAAGAUAAAAAUUUGUAAUUAUUUUCGAAUGAAAUCACCACAAGCAUUACAUUUUGAACGAUUAAUGUUUGAAUAUCGUAAUAAUUGGAAACCGAAAUUUUCAUUGAAAAAAUCUGGAUUUUCUGAAUCAAAAUUAAUCUAUUAUAAUGAUAAUAAUUUACAAACAUCAACAAGUAAUAAUAAACAACAACAACAAUUUAAACAUUAUCAACCGGGUAUUGUAGCGGAAAAAUUUGAUCUUAAUCGAAUGAUCAAAGAUCGAUCAUUUCUUUCGGAUAAAGAGAUAAUAUUUUCAUCGCUGAAAUCACCAUUACGUGUGUUUAAUCCGGUUGAACAACAAUCAACAAAUCGAUCAAGAACAGCUACAACAACAGCCGCAACAAAUAUAAAAGAUGAUGAAAUAUCAUCGAAUAAACCAGGUCGUUCGGAAACAAUAACCACACAAUCAACAUCAACAAUGAUCAAUACAAAUAAUAUUGACAGUGAUAAUGAUGAAGUAAUUGAACAUUGUUUAAUUCAUAUUGAAUUUGAUCAAAUUGAAAUUAAAAUUUCAACAUUAACAUUUGAUGUAAUGUCGGCUGUAAUGAAUUCAUUGACUGAAAUAUUUUCAAAAUUUCAUCCAAUAAAUUUAUUAAAUCAUUGUAGUUAUUCAAUAAUCGAUAGUAUCGAAACAAAAAAUAUAUUAAAAAAACGGAAACCACAUUAUAUAGGGAAAUUACAUAUGAAAGCAUGGCAAUUAUUGAAACAUAAACAAACAAUGAAACAUUUAAAUCGUUCAAUUAGUUUUGCUGGUGAUCGUAAUCCAAAAUUAGUUGGUGGUGGUCAUCAUCAAGAAAUCGGCGGUGGUAAUGUUCUUCCGGCUAAUAUUUUAUUGGCAAAAAAUCUUGAAUUAGAUCAUCGAACAUAUCUUAGUUUGAAUAUUGAAAUUAAUCGUAUAAAUAUUAGUUCAUUACAAGCAUCGAUUGUUGAAGAAAUUAUUUCAUUUUCAUCAUUGGAUAAUGUAAAAGAUCUUACCUGUGUUCUUGUAUCGAAUAUAUCAUUUGAUCGUAUACAAUUGAAUAUGAAUAGACAAACACGUCAAAAACGUAAUCUACAUGUAUUUAUGGAACAAUCAUCAACAAAUACGGAAAAAGCAUUGAUGAUACGUUUUUUCACACGAAAACCGAAAAAAGUAUUUGCCGAAAUUGAUAUGAAUGCAUUUGAAACUAUUGAUGCAUUUGUUAAUGAAACACAAUGGAAAUUUUCAUUGAAAAAUAUUCAAUCACAAUUAUCACGUUUGAUUAAUUCACCGGAUAUUAUAUCGGAAGCAACAUUGGCUAUUAUACCAUGUUUAAAAACAAAAGUAGGAUUUGUUUUUGCUGCACCAUCGGCAACAAUUAUGGAAGAAUCACAAUUUCAACAUUUUAAUUCAUUCGUUAUGUUUGAAUUUGGUAUAGAAAAUAUAUCGUUUACAAUGAAUAAAUCAUCAUAUUAUAAUUGUAUUCGUAUUAUUGAUAAUAAUCAUCGAUCAAUAAUAAGUACAAAUAGUGAUAAUUUAUUAAAUCAUGAAAUUACACCAUUCAUAUCAAAACCAUUAAAUGAAUGUGAAUUAAAAGGUAAUAUUCUGAAUAUUUGGUUUCAUUUUGCAUCAUCAUCAAAAAAAUCAUUAACAUCAAUAAGAAAUGAUUUUGAUCGUUAUGAUUGGCAUUUACUUAGUUCAUUAAUACCAUUAACAAUAGCAUGGAUUAGUGUAUUUGAUCGUUUAUCAUAUCAAUUUGAUCAGAUGAAAAAUCAAUUACGUUUUCGUAUUUGUUCAUCAUUAGCAUGUUUAUUAACAAAUUGUCGUAAUGAUUAUCUAUUGCAAAAUCAAAAAAAUCCACAACAUUUGGUAACAAUGAUUAAACCAUUACAAAAUAAUAGUAAACAAAUGAUUAGAAUAUUUUCAGCAUUAUCAAAAACAAUACAAGAUGAUCCAUCAUUCCUUUUGGUCAAUGUUUUACGUUUAAAUUUUAAAGAUUCAUUCAAAACAAAUACAGAAUUUGAAUCAUAUUUUUUACGGCCAUCAAUCAUACCGAAUAAUAAAGAAUUGGAAAAAAGCUUAGUACUUUUAUUGUUUCAUUGGAAAGAAGUUUUAAACGUACCGGUAUCAAAUUUUGGACAAAUUUUUUUCCAUAAUCAACAACCAUCAACACAUUCACCAAAAAUGACAUUUUCUUCGACAAAAAAUCAAAUACUAACAUUAUUGGAAGAAAAAUUUAAUCUUAUGAUGAAUAAUCCUGUACAUGAAAAUGAUCUUAAAAAUGCUACAUCAAUGACAAUUCAAUCAUCAACACCUGAACCACCACAUCAUUGUCGAACAUUUGUUAAACAAUCAUUAAAUGUUUCAUCGGAAAAUGAAUCCGUACAGAUUAAUAUGAAUGAUUUGGAUACAGAAACAACUAAAUUAAUUUAUGAUAAACAUCAUCUACCUACUACUACUACUGAUACAGUUAAUCAAAGUCGUGAUGAUCUUGAAUUACAAGCUGAAAUUUCAAGCAAUGUUACCCGUAAUACAUUUCCAGAAUAUUUUGAUUCAAUAGCUAAACAUCGUUUAAAUAUGUUAACAAAACGACAAAAUCGUGUACAUUUUGUUAAUGUAUCAAGAUUUCGUGGACUAUAUGAUCGAUUUCUAGCAACACCUAUCAUAAGAAAUAUUUCUGCUUUAUGUAAUAAUCGUUGGUGUCAUUUUUGUUCAUUUAGAAAAUUUUAUCAAUUUCAUCGUCAUCGUUCUCAAACAACAACAUCAUCAACAUCGUCGAAUGAUGAACAACAUGAGCUUCAAAAUAUGUCAACACCGAUUGUUGAUUUAACAACUAUCGAACAACAACCUAUUGAAACUAUAAUUCCAAUAGAUAAUAAUCAAUUAUUGGAAAAUGAAUUGAAUCAAAAUGCUGAAAUUGGUAUCAAUAUUGAUGAUUGUGAUUUAUUGAUGGAUGAUGGUGUUGGUGGUGGUGGUGAUGAUGGUUUUCAUCAACCAAUCAUCGUUGGUAAUAAUCGUUAUAGUUCACAAAGUAAUUAUGAUAAUGAUAAAAAAGAUCUUUAUUGGUGGAUGGUUAAACAACAAGAUUAUCUUAAAAAUGUUAAUCCAAAUUUAGCCAGUACUACGACUACUGCUACGAAUAUGCCAUUUGAUCAAGAUCCGUUGAAUGAAACAACGAAUCAACAGCAAGAUCAACAGGAUCAAUCGGCAACAAGAGAAACAACAACAAUGUUUGAUGAGAAAAAAUCGGCCAAAGAAACAAUAAGAAAAUAUGGUUUAAAUUGUGAAGCAACACAAUAUUUUGAAAAUUUUUCCAAAACACUUGGCCUAUCGGAUGUAUUAGAUUUUGAUAAAUUAUCCGAACAAGAACAUGAUGGUAUAUUUGGUUCUUGUAUGAUAAUAUCAUUAUCUGUUCAACAAUUUGGUAUACAAAUUGAAGAAUCGGAUCAAGAUUUACAGAAAAAUAUGUUUAAUGUUGAAACAUUAUCAACAUUAUUGAAUUGUAUGGCUAAUCGAAACAAACAAUCAUUAUCGGAUCCAUUAUCAUUUGAAUUAGUUAAUCUAACGACCGAAGCAAUUGUACAGAAAAGAAAUUAUAGUCAAAUAAAUGAUGCUGUUAAUAAUAAUUUUCGUGAUAUUCGUUAUAAAAAUGAAAUACUUUAUAAUUUAAUGCCAAAUUUUUCAUCAACAGCAAAAUAUUUAUUUAAAUCAAUUUUGCAGAAAAAAUCCAAUGAAAAUGAUCUUAGUUUUGAUACGGUAAAUUUUUUAGCAUUCAAUAUACAAAUCGAACAAAUUACACAACGUAUAAAUCUUCCAUUGUUAAGAUUUAUACAUCAAUUUUCGGCAAUUUAUGAAGAUGUUUCACAAACACGUUUUGAAAUGCGUAGAAAUCGAAAUAUUUUUACCGAUCAAAAUGAUGAUAGUGAUGAUGAUGAUAUGCAAAUUAUCGAUGAUGAUGAUUUAUCAAUUAAUUCUUCAUUAACAACGACAAAUACGACAUCAGAUAAUGAUACAAUUCAUAGUGAACAUAAAUUGGAUAAGAAAAUUGAGGAAGAAGGACAUAGAGAAUCGAUAGUAUUGGAUCGAGUAUCGAUUGUCGAACAACAAGAACAACAUCCACCACAUCAACAAAAAGAACCAAUAAUAUUCGAUACAAGAAUCAAUAAUUGUUGGCGAACUAUAUCAAGAAUGCUUGAACAAUAUCAAAAAACAAAAUCCAAAUUAUUUACAAAUCAAGCUGAUCAAUUUGAACAAUUUAAUGAAGAUGAUUUUUAUUCGGUUUAUUCUGGUUUAAUAAAUAAACCAUUGAUUAUAAUGGUAAAUACGGCUGUUUCCAAAAUGAACGUUAUUGCAAUGUUAUCCGGAUUAAAAUUAGAAUCGGAAUUAUAUAAUUUUAAUUUUUCCGUUUCACAUCAAGAAUGUCGAAAAAAACAUAAAACUCGUACACAAUGGCCAAAUAAUCUGGCUAUACAGAAUUUAAUCAAUACAACAAUCGAUAUUAAUUUGGAUCGUAUAGCGAUUGCAUUGUUUGAAUCAUUACAAUUGAAUGUUGAAAAAUCAACACAAUUAAAACAACAACAAUUAGUUGUGAAAUUAUCUGUAGAAAAAUCUAAUGUAAAUUUGAUAAGAAAAAAUGAAUCCGAUUUGGAAACGGAUUUUGAUAUUGAAAAUUUGGAUAAAAUUAUUGAAUUAUUGAAUAGUACAAAUUUUAAAACAAGUUUGGAUACAAAUCAUGCACGAAUUAUGAUUGGUAAUGUUGAAAUAGAUAUUCCACAACAUCCAGUUGCAUUGCAUGGUAUGAUGACACGAUCUGGACGACAAUUAACAACAACAUUACAGGAAUUACGAUAUUCACGACAAUCAUCACGAUCAUCAAGACAACCAGCACAUCGUACAAGUCAUCAACGUAAAUCAUCAUCAUCCAAUCUAAUAUCACCAUUGAUUGUUGAUUUUAAUUUUAUAUUGGAAAGUGUUGCUAUUAAAGCAUCAUUAUUACCAUCAUUACAGGCAAAAUAUUUACUUGGACAGGUAACAAGUUCUGGUUGUACUGGUUCGAAAGCAAAAUUUAUUGUUGAUAUUAAUAAUCAUUCAUUAUGUUUGAAAACAAUGAUGGAAUCAUUUCCAAGUGAAGCAAAUGCAAGUAUUACAUUACCACGGAUACAUGUUGAUGGUGAAUAUAAAAAAGAAUCAUCAUUGGAUAAACAAACAACAUCGACAACGACGACGACAGCGACCGAUACCGAUAAAAUGAAUCGUACAGAAUCAUUUUCAACUGAUGGUAUUGUUUUUCGAAAAGGUAGCUAUUUAAAUAUGGUUGCCGAAAUUAGUUCAUUUGAACAUUCCCUAACUACUGAUCUAUUGAAUCAUUUACUUUUUGUACAAAAAGUUUUUAUGAAAGAAAUUAAUGAAGUUUUACAAAAAGUAUCACGUAAUGAAUCUGAUAAUUCUGGGUCAAACAAUUUGAAUGAUUGUGAUCGUAUGGCAUUGGCUGAAGAUUCAGUAACAACAUCUAGAAUUUUAUUUUCAUUAUCAUUAAAAAUGACUGGUAUUCAAAUAACAGCAACAACACCAACGAAUAGUGCUGUACGAUUUGAAACCGGUACAAUCGAUUUACGUGUAUCGAAUCGUUUAAUGAAUACUGUUGAUCGUAAUUUUAAAAUAUUUGUUCGUGUUCAAUUGGAUUUUAAUGUUGCACUUGGACAAUUAAUACGUAAUGCAAUAUUUGAAGAAGCUGAACCAGAUUUUCAACAAUUAGCAUAUUUUAAAACAAGAAUCUGUAUGCGAAAUGCAUCACAAAAUCAAUCCGUACAACAACAUAUAAUCACAGAUUUAGAUACUGAAGAUGAUGAUAAAGAAGUUGUAUUGAUAACAUUAAAUCGACCAUUAGUUUAUAUACAGCCAUUAGCAUUGGAUAAAGCAAUUUUAGUUUGGAUUAAUUAUAAAAAUGCUUAUGAAUAUUGGAAUGAACAACGUGCAAGUCUGAAUAAUGAAGUAUUACAAGCAACACAACAGAUAUUCGAUAAAGUACAUCCAUUUAGUUCAUCACAAUCAUUGGGUACAGUUUUAUUACAAUUAACCGUAGAUGAUUUUGGUAUUUGUUUACCGAUUUCAACUACGGCAACAAUAUCAAAAUUUUCAACACAAAGUCGUAUAUAUGAUUCGGAUAUAAAAGAUGCAUUGGUAUUAACAUUGGAAAGUACAAGAAUAUCAGCAUUAUCAAGAGGAUCAUUAGUUAGUAAAGGUGAAUUUAAAAAUCUUUGUAUACGUUUUGCCGAUGAUUUUGAAACAAUGUUAGAUGAUUGGAAACCAGAUCCAACUGAUUCAUCCAUACAGAAUUUAUGCAUAGUAUCCGAAGGUACAUAUCAGAUUUGUUCACGAACAAUAACACAUAAGAAAAAUCAUCAAAUGGAUCAAUUUGUUAAAUCACCACCACCACCAACAUCAGCGACAACAACAAUGCCUGGUGGUGGUGAACCACAACCAAAUUAUCUGGCCGAAGCAAAAUGGAUUCUGAAUGUUCAUUGGAAAAUGGAUGGAUUUGAUAUUCAUGUUGAUACCAGUAUUGGUAAACAUAUUUCAGCAUUAUUUAAAACAAUGACAGCUAUUGCUGGUGAUGAAGAUGAUGAUGAUGAUGAUGACGAAGACGACGAUGAAGAAGAAGAAACUGAAAAGAUAAAAACAACCUGUGAUCAGGUUGAUGGCAAAGUUGAACGUGAUGGUGUACCACCACCAGCGACAGCAGCAGCAGCUUCAUCGAUUCGAACAUCAUUUAUCAAUGAUUCUAUUGAUAAGAAGCCGAAUCCAUUAAUAAGUAAAGAAUCGAUAAAAAAACGAAAUAUUGAAAAAGAAUUUAAUGAACAGGCAAAAGUAAUAAAUGAUUUACGGCAAUUAGGUGCAAGUGAUCAAACAAUACAACAAGAAAUGGAAAGAUUUCAAAAAUUAGAAGCAGCUGUUUUUAAUAAUUUUCGUCGUGGUGUAAUUAAAAAAUUAAAACGACCAUCAAAUCAACAAAAUAAUAAACAUCAACAACAACAACAACAACAACAAUCGACAACAACAACAACAACCGGUAAUGAUGGUAAAAUCGUAAAAAAUCGUACAUAUAGUCAAUCAAUAAAUUCAUAUGAUGAAUUGAAUAAUUUUAUAACAACGAAUGAUAGCGGUCAAAAUCGUAAUCAAUCAUUCUAUAGAAUUGAUGAAGAAUUAAAUACACUUUCACCAACAAUACAAUCAUCAACAAUAUCAAUACCAAAUGAUUUAAAUAAUUUUAAUGAUGAUAAUGAUUCAAUAGAUACUAAUAAUACUGUUAUAGCAGCUAUUUCAACAACAAGUUCUUCACAUUUGGAAGAAUCAUCAUCAAUUGUUGAUCAGCCAUCAAUAAGAAAUUUGAAAGAUACCAUCAUCAAUCAAUCAAUUGAUUCAAAAAUAGAUACAAAUAAAACAAUACAAACAUCAAUGAUGAAUCCAAUGAUGAUGGUUGUGGUUGAACCAAGAAUCGAUUUUGAAUUGGAUGUAAAAAUAUUUUUCAAUAGUGGAAAAUGUGUUUUACAUACAAAAGAACAACGUAAUGAUUUGGAUUCGAAUAGUCGAAAUUAUUCGGCUAAUGAUAUGGCUGCUGCUAAUAAUCAUUCACCAACUAAUAACAACAAUAACAACAACAGUUUGACAACAAAUCGAUCACAACGUAUCAAUAAAUCACGUUCAUAUAAUAAAUUAUUUAAAGGUUCAACAUAUCGAAAAGAUUAUUCACAAUCCGGUAUUGGUAUGAAUCCAGAUUUUACUGUAUUUCUGAUACCUGGUUUGGAUAUAAAAUUAAAUUAUAGUUCAAAAAAUAUUAAUGCCGAUGAAGAAGUAAUGGAUAAAGAACCAGUACAAAGUUUUCGUAAUAUUAAAAUACCACAACAACAACAGCAACAACAACAAUAUCAUAAUAAUUGGACAGAAUCAAAUAAUUCAUUGGCAAGAUCGGUAGCAACAACUACUACGACGGCUAAUAAAUCAACAAAAAAAGCAAUAUUAUUUGCAUGGAUAACAUUAAGUUCAAUACCGGAUGAAAUAUUUAUUAGUCCACAUUUAUUGGAUUUUUUUGAAGAAGCACUUAAACCAAUACCAUUAACAAUGUCUGGACAAAAUUCAGCUAAUGCUACAUUAUCAAGUAUUCAAUCACAAAGAUUUGCUAAUCAAAUAAACAAUAAUAAUAAUAGUUCGAAUGAUGAACAAGAUGGUAGUUCACAAUAUGUUUAUUAUUCAUCAUUCCCUGUUGAUGUGAUUGUAUUUUUUCAUUUUCAACCAACAAUCAUUAGACUUGGUUGUUUACCAAUAUCAAGAGUUGAAUGUCUUUUACAUCUGCCAUCAAUUGAUUUGGUUAUGUCAUCAAAUCGUUCGGAAAUUGAUUCAACAAUUCUUCCUGAAAUGAAUACUGAUUCGGCUGCGUUUCAACAAUUAGCAAACAAAGCAUUUAAAAAUGUACAAACAAAUACCAGUACCAGCGGUGGAAAUUCUGCUACAUCGAAUAGCGGUGGUUUAAGUAUAACCGGUUGUUUGGCUGAUUUUUCUCUUUACAUUUUUCAUCCAUAUGGUGGUCAUAAAAAUAAAACAGCAAUCGGUGCGACUGGCAGUGGUGUUGGUGGUGGUGGUAAUCAAUCAAAAAAUCAUCCAUCAUAUUCUACUAAUGAUCGUAAAGAUUCUCUCAGUCUGCAAGUAGAAUUUGUUAAAAUUAAUAUUUCUCGAUCCAGGAAAUUAUUAUUGAAUGAUUCACUUACACAAAGUAUAAGUUUUUCAGCUAUUUGUGAUAUUGGUACGGCAACAUUUAAAUAUGAUGUACGACGUUUAAAUGAAAUAUUAGCUUUUCCAAAAGCAUGGUAUAGAAAAUCAAUUUGGAAAAAAGUAUUUAUCGGUGAAAAUACAUUGAAUGCAAUAUUUAGUGAUCAUUAUGAUGGUGAUGAUGAAACGGAAGAUAAUCGAGUAUUCAAUAUCGGUGGUGAAACAAUGUUGAUACAUUCACAACCGGAUUCUUUAGGAAAUGAUGAUGAUGAUGAUAGUUCUACUAGCAGUAGCGAUAGCAGCAGCAGUAUCAGCAAUAGUACCGCAAGUUUAUUGGAUGAUAUCGUUUUGGAAAGCUGUUCACGUAUCGGAAGGAAAAAACGACGAAAGAAAAAGAAAUCCAAAUCACAUUUGAUCACCGUUGUACAUAAUCCAUGGGAAACAUUAGUAUUAUUGACAAUAAAUUUUUCCAAAUUAAAUGUUUCAAUGAAUAUGGGCAAUAUAAUGGGUAAUGUAAAUUGGCAAACAAAAGAACUGAUGUGUGAUGGUUCAAUAUCGAUCGAUUCGAAUGAACAUCGUAAAUUUCGUGUUGGUCUUUGUUUAAAUAAUUCAACAUUAGAUGCUAAAGGUGGUAUUAUUGGUGGUAUUGUUGAACUGAGUGAUAUUCGUACUGAAAUUAAUGUACGUGAAGAUAGAAAUCUUGAACCACAACAUCGGUUAUAUUUUUCAUUACAUACAAUUGAAAAUCGUAUUGAUUAUAUGGGUACUUCGAUUCUAAUGGUUCGUAUUAGUGAUUUGAGUGCUUCAUUUUUUGAUAAAUGGAAUGCUAAAAUUAUUGAUUGUUUGGAUACGAAAAAACCAUCAAUUCAUGUACAAGCAAGUCUUAAAUGGGAUCAGAUGCAAAUUCUAAUGUCAAAAUCAACAUCACCAGAUUUUAUGAAAAUAAUUUCUAAACUUGAAGAAUUUUUUACACAACAAUUUCAUAGUGGAAAAAGAGUUUUUGAUUCUUUGCAUCCAACCACUGCGACUACAACGACAACGACGACGACUGCGAUCUCAACAACAACAAUAGCUGCUACGGAAAAGAUGAAAAAAGAAUCACCGGUUAUUAUUGUUGAUUCAAAAUCUGAACCAAAUUUUUGGGCUACUACUACUACAGAUGAUGAAAAUGUAUCACCGAAAAAAUCUUUAAAAUCAUUUCAUCGUUAUUGGCGUAAAUCAUUUCAAUUAUUUUCAAGUAUAAAAACUGGUGAUGCAUUACUUGGUGGUUCGAUUGAAGUACAUGCACAUAAUAUUUCAUUAGCUUGUUUUCAUGGUAUAAAUUUUCGAUCAAAAUCAUGGGCAGUUUUUUGUUUAAAAGAACCAUCAAUAACAUUCGAAACGGAAGCACGUUUAUCCGAUGAUUUGGCUAAUGUUGUACAAAAAUUAGAACUUGUUCUUGGUAAUCGAAAUGAUAAUGUAAAAAAUGUUCGUGAUAAUAAUAUGGAAACAAUGGCUAUUGUAAGUAAAAUUUCCAGAACAGUAAUAUUUCCACCACAAUUUCGUCAUUUACAUGAAUGGUUUCAUUAUGCAUUAUCACCAGUGGAAAUAAAUGAUGUUAAUCGAUUUCCAUUACCAUCAUGUGAUAAUUCAGAAUUUGAUGCAUUCGGUGUACCAGUUGAAGCAUUAACACCUUCACAAUUAAAAACUAGUCAAACUGAUCGUCGAACAAAAUCUACUAGUGAAUUUCAUUAUAAAGAAGAAAUGAUUUUUGCUUUUCCAAGUAUGCGUUUUGAACUAACUACCAAACAACAGCUACAAACAGCUAUUGUAAAGAAUUCGGAUUCAGAAUCGUCGCCCAAAGUUUUAUUCAGUUUUCGUUCGGAUUUUGUUGAUCAUAUCUAUGUUGCUGUUGAUGCAGAAGCAUAUUUUUUUCUACAUAAUCUAAUUAGUUCUUAUAUCAAUGAAACUACUGAUGCAUUUGCAUUGAAUAAUAAUCAAGAUGAUAAAGAUGGACAGAAAAAUGAUGAUAAAGAAAAGAUGAAGAAGGUCGAUGAAGAACGAUCAACGAAUAAUUCUAAAUCAAAAUCAGGUGAUGUUGAUAAGACAACGACGACGACGACGACAACAACAGCAACAACCAAGAUAUUUCGUGAUCAUCGUGAAUUUAUAUGCGAGAUUUGGCAAUUAGAACCAACAGUUCGAUUACAUUCAUGGGCAAGUAAAAAUAUCGAUCCAUAUGGUGUAGAUUAUAUACUGCAACGAUUAGGUUUUAAUCAGGCAAGAACAACAAUACCAAAAUGGAUUCAACGAUCAACAAUGGAUAUGGCCGAUAAAAUUAUUUCAAUUGUUGUUUAUCAAAUGUUGAAAAAAGAUUGGCAAGAAAAUGUUAAAACUAAAUCGAUUACAGAUAAUUAAAAUUUAGCCACUAUUGAAUUCAUUUCAUUUGAUUGAAUGUUAACCACAAUCUGUGUGUGAAAUUCAACCACAUUGAUGUUCUAUUGU
Messenger RNA from Dermatophagoides pteronyssinus (European house dust mite), 15658 nucleotides. RefSeq names its product transmembrane protein KIAA1109 homolog tweek (gene tweek). The record is from RefSeq and is a predicted model, not a curated record. Gene Ontology annotation, biological process: synaptic vesicle endocytosis. NCBI's taxonomy places the organism in Eukaryota, Metazoa, Arthropoda, Arachnida, Sarcoptiformes, Pyroglyphidae.